AAAAAAUAUUUACAAGAUCCUCCGCGUUACGCCCUCUGGCGUUAAUCUACCGUCAUUGCAACAAGGCUAAAGUGACAGGUUGCCAUGGCUACGGACACAUUGGAUAAGCGGUUAGGAGUGAAAAAGAAGGCACGAUUGUUGGAGACAUAGCGCUUCUUUUACCGGGCAUCAUAAACUUCGCCGCAACUAGCUGCAUUCUUGAAAUUACUGCACACAGCAAUACAGGAGACCGGUGACUAUAUCUUUACUUUUACACUGGAGUCUCCAAAGUCUUUGACAUAGUAGUUACUAGCUAGGCGGGUAAGCGCUAAGCUAACGCAGUUUUAGGGCGAGUAAACAUUCACAAUGGAUUCUGGGACUAAACUGGAAGAACUUCAGCUGACGACGGACGAAAUAAACCGUUUAAGCAAAGCCCUAAAGGAUGAGAAGUUCCGUCAGAUGCUACACGAAUACGCCGAGGAGAUAUCAAAACCAGAAAAUAAGAAAAAGUAUGAAGAGGAAAUCACACAGUUAGAGCAGGAAAGAGGCAUGAACGUGCAGUUCGUCCAUCCCAAACCGCACCACGUCUUGAAGACGAGCGUUAACGGGAAAGAAAAGUGCUUCAUCAACAUCUGCUCCAACGACGUGAUCAGCAAGCCUACAUGUGAAGCUGGUAGCGGAAAGGACGGCAGGGUGGGUCAGCGCUGGUCAUUGCCGUACAGUCUGGCACCGGGGAGAUCUGACGGAGACGCCAAAGGGAACACGUGCACGAUAUACGACGUCGUUUUCCAUCCGGACACACUUUACAUAGCGGGAAAGAACGCGAGGUUUAUGAAGCUCGUCAACAGCACUGCCAUCCAAGGGGUAGAAGAUGCAUUUAAAGUCAAACUGGACAAAUUGAAUGCAAAGGUAUUGAAAAUCCAAUACAAAGGUGUGCCUCACCCAGCUGUCAUACGAAAGCCUAUUCCUGGUCACCCUGGACAAGAUAAAGCUUCUCCCGAUGAGAAACUUCUGCCCAUUCGCUACCCGGACACUGCACCAAAUGAAAAGCCCACCACUGCUCCUCCCCAGGAUCAUCAGAAUCCUAUCAAAGAGAGUUCCUCAGCACCCAGACAGCCCACAAAACCACACUACACUGUAAAAUACAGAUCAGUGGUGGAUCUGCUGGACUACAGAUGUUCUAGGGACUCUGCACCGGGUCCACGCCCCAAAGAAAUUAUUGUCACCAUUGAUUUGCCCCUCAUCAAAUCUGCUGGAGACGUUGACCUAAAUGUGACAGAAAGAAGUCUGGUCCUGGAGUCUCAAAAGCCGGCCUACAAACUGGAGCUACAGUUAUCUUAUCCUGUGGAUAAUGACAAAGGAGAUGCCAAAUUCAACAAGGCUAAAAAACAGCUCACCAUAACUCUACCUGUUCUGCCAGCUAAGGAAUCUGCUGUAGUUCAUCCUGAGGGGAAGCAGCCCGUAAGUGAUGAGGAGGAGAGAGAUGGCAGGGACAGUGCAGACAGAGCUGAGGGAGAGGUAUGUGAAGCAAAAGAUGUGGCCUCUGUGGACAAAGAUGAAUACAAUGAUACUUAUCUCUCAGAUUCUAGUUGUAAUGCUCAGUGUCUUAGAGACAUGCCUGUGCAGGAUCAUGAAAGUGAGCUUCAGCUGACAGUUGACAGGGUAGAGAGUAAAACAGAUUGUUUGGAACCUCUCUGUGAUCCCUCACAGUCAAGCAAGGCAGUAGAUGCACUGCUCAUCUGUGAAGAAACCAACACUGAGACAUAUGUAUCAGAGGAGAAUAGCACUGAUGAGACAGAAGAUUGCCUCCUCCCUGGGACAGAGUUCUGCACCUCAAAGAUGUCCUCCAAGCAUCACAGUACGGAACACACUGGAAGCUGCAGUUUAGGAGAGGAGGGGAAGUGUUCAAAUGUUGAACCCACAGCACUUUCCACUGUUCCACCUGUUGCUGUACUUGAAAAUGUCAAACAGUGUCCUCAGAGAGCUGAAAUAGCAGAUGUUUUGCAACAUAAGCUCACUGUAGCACAGCAAGAAAUGAUUCAUGGCGUAUCAAAUUUAGAACAAGAGUCCCGUGAUUUUCCAUGUGAUCCCUACAGCUCAUCCCAACAGCCCAUUCAAAAGUCUGUGGUGGAGCCUUCAGUGAUCAGUGUUGGUCCUUCCCAACUAAAUUCUACUCUGGAUGAGGAUAUCAUUAAGACCGUGAGCCUCCCUGAGGAGACUGGAAUGCUGGCUGAAGAGAAAGUGGUGAACAGUUCACCUGAACAGAUCAGGCCUACACCAGAAAACAAGGACAUUGUGUUUUCAUCUUUCACAAAGAAAGUCGAGGCACAGCUAAAAGAACAAGUGGACAGUGUUCAUUCUUCUGAGCAGAGCCAAACAGAGUUCAAAAUGAAAACCACUGCCCUCCUGAGAGAGAAAAACCCUGAGGAUGGCAGUGAGGUUAUUAUAGGUGACCAUGCUACAUACGCUGGCCUCACCUUCCAGAAUUCUCUGUGGUUUGAAUUGGACUAAUGACCUGCUUACAUUCAACAAUUACAAUGACUUGUAACUCCAGAAAUUUAAAAUACAUUCACAUCCUUUGUGUUUCUGUGGGUUGUGACAAAUCUUCUAAAUGUAGAUGUGUUAGGACUUUAUUGAAUAUAGU
This is a messenger RNA of Colossoma macropomum (tambaqui), 2623 nucleotides long. RefSeq names its product dynein axonemal assembly factor 2 (gene dnaaf2). The transcript is spliced from 2 exons. Gene Ontology annotation, biological process: axonemal dynein complex assembly. NCBI's taxonomy places the organism in Eukaryota, Metazoa, Chordata, Actinopteri, Characiformes, Serrasalmidae. The record is from RefSeq and is a predicted model, not a curated record. The coding region runs from base 346 to 2490 and encodes 714 amino acids. Gene Ontology annotation, cellular component: cytoplasm.